This is a messenger RNA of Gekko japonicus, 447 nucleotides long. Its product is annotated as arylacetamide deacetylase-like 4. Lineage: Eukaryota; Metazoa; Chordata; Lepidosauria; Squamata; Gekkonidae. The transcript has 3 exons. The record is from RefSeq and is a predicted model, not a curated record. The annotation marks the transcript as partial.
UGGAUGUCAAGCGCUAGAAGAUAGAUUUUCCUCUGGGCUCUGAUGGAUUUUUUUUGGGUUCUGUUAUUGCUGUGGACCAUUUUACUUACUGGAUUUUUGCUGCUGGCAACAUGGGCUAUCCACUACCACAUCGCCCACACGGAAAUCCCUUCUGGAAUCUCUGAGCCCUUCCAGCUGAGAUGUUUACACUGCUUGUUGAUCAUGGCUUUUGGUCUGGCCCACAUCUUGAAGAAAACACAUCUCUGGACUGACUAUAAGUUCCUGAGGUUGGCCAUGGCUGGAAUCCCACCCUUGAAGAAUCCCCAACUCUCCAUUAAAAACCUGAGCUUUGACGGCAUACCAGUUAGGAUGUACCAGCCGAGGGGUUCGUGUGACAAAGGAUGGAGAGGAAUUCUUUACUUUCAUGGUGGGAUUGGCCUGUAUGGAAGCAUUGAUGCCUAUGAAAGA